Messenger RNA from Chelonus insularis, 1821 nucleotides. It is a transcript of the gene Idh, whose product is annotated as isocitrate dehydrogenase [NADP] cytoplasmic. Gene Ontology annotation, biological process: isocitrate metabolic process; NADP+ metabolic process. Bases 243 to 1649 code for a protein of 468 amino acids. Gene Ontology annotation, molecular function: NAD binding; magnesium ion binding; isocitrate dehydrogenase (NADP+) activity. The record is from RefSeq and is a predicted model, not a curated record. The transcript has 2 exons. NCBI's taxonomy places the organism in Eukaryota, Metazoa, Arthropoda, Insecta, Hymenoptera, Braconidae. Gene Ontology annotation, cellular component: mitochondrion; cytosol; peroxisome.
AGUUGUAUUAAAUGAUUGCUAAGUACUUAGAUUACGCAUUCUUUGACAUAAAUAUUUAUAAACAAAUGAUCUAGUAAAUGUUUAUUGCAAUGUCACUUUGGCAAUAAUUCCUGCUUGAUUAGCGGUUAAGAAAAAGAUAGAAUGUGGCUAAAUCUGAAGGUGGGGAUCGACGAAGAGAAGAUGUUGGUGAAAAAGUACAAGUGGAAAGAAGAGAAACGAUUACACCGGCAAAGUAGGUUGUCAUGUCUGUCUUUCCUCGUUACUUGAUCAACAAUUUUAUUCGUGUUUCGGUCUCCGUUCAUUCAAUUAACAACGGGACUUUGAACGUUAGUAGAAAACAGACACUUUCUCUUCUUGCUUGUGCAAAUCGUAAAUUGUUAAAUACUUCAAUUACUCGAUCUUUUAGUGCUUCAACAGUCACUAUGGCUAAAAUCAAGGCGGGGCCGGUUGUAGACAUCUUGGGAGAUGAAAUGACACGUAUAAUAUGGGACUCGAUCAAAGAAAAACUGAUUCUUCCCUAUCUGGAUAUUGAAUUACACACUUAUGAUCUUGGGAUUGAAAAUAGAGAUGCCACGUCUGACCAAGUCACUGUAGACUGUGCUGAGGCUAUAAAAAAGUACAACGUUGGUAUCAAGUGUGCUACCAUUACACCUGAUGAGAAAAGAGUUGAAGAAUUUAAAUUAAAACAAAUGUGGAAAAGUCCCAAUGGAACUAUAAGAAAUAUCCUUGGUGGUACUGUUUUUAGGGAAGCUAUCAUUUGUAAGAAUAUUCCUCGAUUGGUUACUUGUUGGAAUGAACCUAUCAUUAUUGGUAGACAUGCUCAUGGAGAUCAAUAUAAGGCUACAGACUUCGUUGUACCUGGGGCUGGAAAGCUUGAAAUAACUUGGACUGGUUCUGAUGGCAAUAAGAUUCAACAUACAGUUCAUGAAUUUAAAGGUGCAGGUGUAGCUCAAGCUCAGUUCAACACUGAUGAAAGCAUUCGUGAUUUUGCUCACAGCUCAUUCCAGUAUGCUCUUUUACGCAAAUAUCCUCUUUAUUUGUCAACAAAGAAUACGAUUCUAAAGAAAUACGAUGGAAGAUUUAAGGAUAUUUUCCAAGAAAUUUAUGAAGCAGAAUAUAAAAGUAAAUUUGAAGCUUUAAAUAUUUGGUACGAGCAUCGUUUGAUCGAUGAUAUGGUAGCUUAUGCAAUGAAAUCAAAUGGAGGAUUUGUAUGGGCUUGUAAAAAUUAUGAUGGUGAUGUGCAAUCUGAUUCAGUAGCUCAGGGUUUUGGAUCUCUUGGUCUUAUGACUUCAGUUUUAAUUUGCCCUGACGGACGUACUGUCGAAGCUGAAGCAGCUCAUGGAACUGUUACUAGACACUACCGUCAAUAUCAACAAGGAAAAGAAACAUCAACGAAUCCUAUUGCAUCAAUAUUUGCAUGGACUCGUGGACUUCUUCAUCGUGCUAAGCUUGAUAAUAAUCAAGCCUUAACUGAUUUUGCUGAGAAACUUGAACAAGUUUGUAUAGAAACUAUUGAGCAAGGAUUUAUGACUAAGGAUUUAGCUAUUUGCAUUAAAGGAAUGGAUAAUGUGAAGAGAUCAGACUAUCUUGAGACUUUUGACUUUAUGAACAAGUUGGCUGAUAAUUUAAAAAAGAAAUUACAGAAAUGAAGUAUAACAUUUACCAAAAGUCGGCUUUAAUAAAAGGUUAUUGUGCAUUUUUUAUUACGUAAGAAUGAUUUUGUACUUUGGAAUCUUUUUGUCAUUCCAUUUUUAGCUUAUAUAUGGUAUAAGAAUAAAUUCGAUUUAUUAAAAUUUAAUAUAUUCUAUCCCAAGUGGAUAA